Messenger RNA from Bacillus rossius redtenbacheri, 6188 nucleotides. It is a transcript of the gene Fak, whose product is annotated as focal adhesion kinase 1. The record is from RefSeq and is a predicted model, not a curated record. Gene Ontology annotation, cellular component: cytoskeleton; focal adhesion. Gene Ontology annotation, molecular function: ATP binding; protein tyrosine kinase activity. Bases 299 to 3667 code for a protein of 1122 amino acids. NCBI's taxonomy places the organism in Eukaryota, Metazoa, Arthropoda, Insecta, Phasmatodea, Bacillidae. Gene Ontology annotation, biological process: protein phosphorylation; signal complex assembly. The transcript has 22 exons.
UCCUCCGCAGUUCCCCGCCUGGUACCGCGCCGGCCGGUCGUGUCGUGUCUGUGUUCCGUCGGGCGCUAGAGCUGGUGUGCUUGUGUGUGCUUGUUUUCUUUGACGGUGUGCCUGGUGUGGUGAGUGAAGACUCGGCGAGCGUGCAGAACAGUUGAGAGAGGAACAGUGUAUAGGCGGUGAGAACUGCAGUGCACCACUGGUGGGCGAUGUCCCCCGAGGCUUGACGGAGGUCUGGGGAGCCCGCCGGGGUGGGAGGCGGAGAUGCUGGUGGGCUGACGACCCCCCGGCCCGCGCUACUAUGAUGGUUGAGCGCGUUCAAGACGGCUCGCUAUUCAUGUACCGCCGACCUGUCUACCGUGUGUUCCAGUACCUGGAGACCCAUGAGGGGGCGGGGCAGUGCGGAGCCCAGCAGCCGGGCGUCAUGAACCCGCCGGAGGCCCGCUGCGCCACGCCGCCGCAGCUGUCGGCCAGCCCCGACCGCCUGGACAAGGCCACCCUCAAGGUGCACCUGCCCAAUGGCGGCUUCAACGUCGUCAAGUUCGGCGACGCCAUCGACGUCAAGGGAAUCAUCAACCUCAUCACGAGCCGCCUGGCCACCGGCCAGAGGGCGUAUCAGCACCUGUAUGCCAUGAGACUCCACCACCCCCCGACGGGGGAGGUGUACUGGCUGCAUCAAGACACGACCAUGUAUCAGGUGCAAGAGAAGUAUGAGCGAAAACACCCCCACUCAGAGUGGAGGUAUGAGCUGAGAGUGCGUUACUUGCCGCAGAACCUUGCAGAACUGUACGAGAAAGACAGGGUCACCUUUUACUACUAUUACGACCAGGUGCGCAAUGACUACCUCUUGGCCGACCAUGCGUCCUUGGACCAGGAUGUUGCAGUGCAGCUGUGCUGUCUGGAGAUUAGGUACUUCUUCAAGGACAUGCCGCAGAUAGCUCUCGACAAGAAGUCCAAUCUGGAAUACUUGGAGAGAGAGGUCGGCCUCCACAAGUUCCUGCCGCGCGCCGUGCUGGACAGCAUGAAGCCCAAGGCGCUGCGCAAGCUGAUACAGCAGCACUUCAAGAAGGUGGCCGCUCUCUCCGAGCUCGAGUGCAUGUUCCGCUUCUUCGACCUGCUGCGCGCGCACUACCGCUUCGACCAGGAGCGCUUCCGCUGCACCUUGGGGUCUGGUUGGACGAUUCCUGUGGAAGUGGUGAUUGGUCCUGACCUCGGUAUCUCGUAUAUGACGCUGAGAGCCACAACGCCGACGCGGGUGGCGGAGUUCGACCGGGUGCAGGCCAUCCAGACGCUGGUGUCGGAGUGCGACGCGCACCGCAAGGCGGCCGUGCAGCUGCGAGUGGCCGGCACGGCGGAGACGCUGACCAUCACCUGCCCGUCGCUGGACGUGGCCGAGAGCCUGGCCGACCUGAUCGACGGCUAUUGCCGGCUGGCCACCCACUCCACCACCUCCCUCUGGAACAGGAAGGAUGCGCACCCGCCCAAGUACCGGCAGCACGGCGCGGGUGGGCGGCAGGCCAGCGGGGGCUCGGGCAGCCCCGAGACGGGAGCCGACAAGACUGGCACCAUGCUCAGCGAGGACUACGCCGAGAUAGUGGACGAGGAGGGCGACUACUCCACCCCGGCCACGCGCGACUACGAGCUGGUGCGGAACCAGGUCGAGCUGAACGAGAUCAUCGGCGAGGGCCAGUUCGGGGACGUGCACAAAGGGACGUACAAAGGCCGGGACAACCAGCUCGUACCCGUCGCAGUCAAAACGUGCAAGGCAGACGCCGACCUUGCCACAGCGGAGAAGUUUCUCGAAGAAGCUUACAUAAUGCAGCAGUUCGACCACCCGCACAUCAUCAAGCUGAUGGGCGUGUGCUCGGAGAGCCCCAUCUGGAUCGUGAUGGAGCUGGCGCGCCUGGGCGAGCUGAGGGCCUACCUGCAGAGCAACAAGCACCGCCUCGACCAGGCCACGCUGCUGCUGUACGCCUUCCAGCUGUCCACCGCCCUCUCCUACCUCGAGUCCAAGAAGUUCGUGCACAGAGACAUAGCAGCACGCAACGUCCUGGUAUCCUCUCACAACUGCGUCAAGCUGGCCGACUUCGGCCUGAGUCGCUGGGUCGAAGACCAGAGCUACUACAAGGCCUCGAAGGGCAAGCUGCCCAUCAAGUGGAUGUCGCCAGAAUCCAUCAACUUUAGAAGGUUCACCACGGCCAGUGAUGUGUGGAUGUUUGGCGUGUGCAUGUGGGAGAUACUGAUGCUGGGAGUGAAGCCGUUCCAAGGGGUGAAGAACAACGACGUGAUAGGCAAGAUAGAGAACGGGGAGCGGCUAGCUCUGCCGCCCGACUGCCCCCCGCGACUCUACAGCCUCAUGUCGCAGUGCUGGUGCUACGAGCCAUCCAAGAGGCCGAGCUUCAAGGAGAUUAAGGAGGUGCUCAAUGAGAUCCUGCUGGAGGAGCGCCACCAGCAGCAGGAGACGAUGCGGAGGGAGAACAGGAGGGUGCAGGCCAUGUCCUGGGGUUCGUCGGGGUCGGACGACCCCCCGCCUCCGAAGCCUGCUCGCUUCCCCGUGGUGGGUGCAGACUCGACCUCGCUCGCAUCGAUCGCCGGCUCUCCGGAGAACGGGGGUGUGGCCCCGGCCCCCACCACCUACAUAGUCGCCCAGAACCCCGAGGUGCUGGUCCAGCUGCUGCGGGAGAACGAGUCGCGGGGGAUCAGCCCCUCCAUGUACACCACCCCAGCCACCGGCUUCAACACGCUAGCGGACGGGGCGCGGCCAGAGGACGGGGAGCCUGACAUCGAGCAACUGCUGCUCGAACAGAGGCUGCGGCAACAGCAGCGGGAGUCUGAGGAGGACAGCCGCUGGCUGGCAGAGGAGGAGACCAACCUGAAGAAGAGGCUGUCCGUCGCCACGAGCCUGUCGGACCGCUCGGACGCCGACUCGACCGACGGCACGGGCUCGUCCCUGCCCCGCACGCCCCCCUCCUCCCCUCCCGCCACGCUCCGCGAGGGGCAGUCGCUGGACGAGCGGUCCUCCACGCUGCUGAGCAACGGCUCUGCGGAGGAGCGGGUCAUCGUGGUGAAGAAAAUGGAGCCCACUCCCACUGCUGACCUUGACAGGACAAACGACAAAGUUUAUGACUGCACUACCAAUGUAGUGAAGGCUGUAAUGUCAUUGUCACAAGGUGUGCAGCAGAGCAGAGCAGACCAAUACCUGGAGUUGGUGCGGCGAGUGGGGAUAGAACUGAGGGCUUUGCUGACUAGUGUCGACUACUUGGUUCCUAUUUUUCCUAUCAGUGCACAUCGAGAGGUGGAGAUGGCUCACAAGGUGCUCAGCAAAGAUAUGGGGGAGUUGGUGAACGCCAUGAAACUGGCACAGAAAUACACUCCUACAACGCUGGAUGCAGAGUACAGGAAGGGAAUGCUGUCGGCCGCCCACAUCUUGGCGAUGGACGCCAAGAACCUUCUGGACGUCAUUGACUCUAUCCGGAUACGGCACCCGGAGGUGAACGAGUUCGUGUGUCGCGGUGGGGACGGCCCGGAGCGCCAGCAGGUGCCCCCGCUGUCGAGCUCCGUGCAGGUGGCGGCAGUGUCGGCCGGCGCUCUGCCGCAGCAGGCGCAGUGCAGCGUGACCAGGAAGCUGCAGCCUGCCGUGCCGGAGGCGGUGGCCCCCCUCGACAGCUAGCCCUGACCGACCAGACCUGCGCCAAGACAAGACUUACCGUUUCAAAACCUUAGUGUGACAAAUUGCAAAGUAGAUGUUGGAUUUUUAAUUUUCUAGCGGAAUAAAAAAACAAAACAAAAAAAGCUGGUUCCUUUUUUUUAUAUAUAUAUAUAUUGAAUGUCAGAUUGUCGAGAUGUGACGCAGUUUUAAUUUCUAUUCGAUCGUGUGUGUGUUUGUAACAUAUUUUGUAGCUAUUUGUGUGAAAAUUUGGUCGUUCAAAAAAAAAUCAUAAAUAAUCAUGUAAGCACGUGAUCAUUUGCUGUCUUUUAGCGUGUUACUUUUAAUACAUGUAUUAGAGAUUCGACGUUCUCUUAAUGAACACUUGUGAACAUUCCUGAUAAGUGGCAUUGCUUUGUGUCUGCUGUUUGGGUUUAUACUUUUUAUUCAGUUAUCAUUCCUCAGAGUGGUUUAAAGCAUGUUUAUCAAAUUUUAAGAUGGAUGUUAUGAUAUCAAAUUUAACAUAGAAAUGAUAAUUAAUUAUUUUUAUAAUCAUUGGCAUAUAAUUAGGCUGAGAUAAGUUCUUGAAGUAUUGUCUUUAUUAUUAUUGUUUUCAUUGCUAUCACUAAAAUAAUAGUGAUGACUGCAUCUCUUAGUUUACUUCAUAUCAGGGGUGGCACAUGUUUUUUGGAAGCUUGCUAACAUAGAGUCUGCAUAUUGUUUUGCCCUUUCGUGUAUGUUGUAUAAUACAGUAUCAAAUGAAGAGUAAUAUUUUUUGAUAGUUUGAACAUGUUUUCAUAAUUUAUUGCUAACAAGUCAAAGAUAAUAUUUUUAUGUGUAAAUGAGAGUGACAGGUUUACAUCCCUUAUUUCAACAUUGCUCAUAGUUUGAAUUCUUUUAUUAUCUCAUGUAGUAGGAAUUUUUUGACUAAAUGUACCUGCAUAGCAUUUACGAAGUUACAUUUUAAGGUAUUUUAGCCAGAAAAAAACGGGCACAUGAAAUAGAUUGUACACUUGUAGUUUUCCCACUGAAUACCUUCUUGACCAUCCUAAUUUAUCUGAACAGUGAUUUUGUUAAAGUUCCUGAAGUGUUUUAAAAAAAAUUAACACAUGUAGUUUGACUAUGGAAAUAAAAUUGACCCUCACAUAUUCAUUGUAAUUUUAAUAGUCCAAUUAUUGGACUGUGCUGAAGGCUGAAGUUUUCUGAGGAUGUCAGUUUAAGAUUAGGACAGUGUCGUUAGUCUCGCCAAACUUUCUUCUAUACAUAUUUCAUGCCCCAAGCUGAUCUCCCAGAAACUUGCACCAAGUUGCUCAAAAUAUACUAGCUCUUCAUUAAAAGGAGUGUUAAAAUUUUUUCACCUAUAAUUUAUUGGCAAGUAGGUGGUGGUGUUGAUGGAGUUAUUGAAAUUAUUUUUUUUUUUUUUAAAUUUCAAAAUUUCAUUUUGGUUCCAAUGUUUAUGCAUGUACGCUUGAAGCUAAAUGCUUGCUUAAUAAUAUUGACAGACUUAGGACAAAUUUGCAGUCUUGUUAAAAAAUAAUUUGUUGUCAAGCUCUAACCAAAUUUUCACUUGUAUUUAUAAAAAAAAAAAAAUUAUGUAACAGUCAGUACAUAUUAUGUAUGUUUAAAAUCCAUGUCCUCUGUUUCUUGGUAUAAACUAUUGCUCAGAUGACUGUGAUUAUAGUGCAAAAUAAUUUUAUUUAUUCAUUAUUUUAUGCCUUUUAAUCUGUUUUUGUAUAGAGUAAAAAAUAGCGUUAACUUACUCAUCCAUUCUUAAGGAAUCCAGGUGAUGAUGUAAGCAAACCAAUAUUACAUUAACUUUAAAAAGCUGUGCGAGUGAUGUUAUAUUUAGUAAUGACAUGUAUGAUUAUAGUGCCCUUUUGUUUGGUAACAAACUACAUUUAUUAAAUUUUAUAGUGUUGUAUUUCUAGUGUUAAAAGUGCAAGAAAUUGUGUAUUUUUUAUUGGUUUGCCUUCUGAGUAUUUAUUACAAAAGAAUUGAUGGAACAAGUUGUAUAUACUGUGUACAUUCAUAGAUUGAAUUCAUUUAUUUAUUUUAAAUCAAACAUACAUUAAGGCAGAUGACUCCAUCUGUCCAGGCAAAGAUAAUUUUAACUCGGCACUCCUCACACAUAGUCCUUUGCUAGUUGCCUUUUAAAGAUGCACAGCAUAGAUAUUUGCAGUUUACCUCAGUGGUGUAACAAUCUUUGCAUUGUCUGUACUUAUGUUACAUAUGAUAUAAGAUUUUCAAACCUUCCAUGCACAAAAUGCCAGAGCUGCAGCACCGAUAUGGCUUACAAAUAGUGUUCAGUGAUCUGUAUCAAAUACUUCACUUUCCAUGCUGAAUAAAAUUGUGAAAAUAAAUUGAACUUUUAAGUGGCAACAUGGGUCACUGAUGAAUAACAUUCAUAGAGAAAUCAGAAUACUUUUGGGUGAUUAAAAUAUAAUUAAAUGCUGAUAUAAAUUUUAUUGUAAAAAUUAUAAGAGCAUUAUGUAAUUAUAUGUAACAUAAUUUGUAAAGUAAAUACAGUUAUAGUGGGUGAAACACA